Molecule: messenger RNA, 546 nt
Organism: Wickerhamiella sorbophila
Lineage: Eukaryota; Fungi; Ascomycota; Dipodascomycetes; Dipodascales; Trichomonascaceae
Product: ADP-ribosylation factor-like protein 1
Exons: 2
Coding region: 1-546 (181 amino acids)
Biological process (GO): vesicle-mediated transport; intracellular protein transport
Cellular component (GO): Golgi apparatus; cytoplasm
Molecular function (GO): GTP binding; GTPase activity
Source: RefSeq, a predicted model, not a curated record
AUGGGAAGCGCAUUCAGCAGCCUGUUGUCGCGGCUAUGGGAUAGCAACAAGGAACAUCGCAUCCUUAUUUUGGGCCUAGAUGGCGCGGGCAAAACCACCAUUCUUUACAAGUUACAAUUAGGCGAGGUGGUGUCAACGGUACCAACUAUUGGUUUCAACGUCGAAACACUCACAUACAAAAAGCUGCAGUUCAACGUUUGGGAUCUGGGCGGCCAAACAACCAUCCGGCCGUACUGGCGAUGCUACUACUCGGGCACCGCGGCGGUAAUUUUCGUGGUCGACUCGACCGACCGCGACCGCUUGGAGAUCAGUGCCAAUGAGCUGAAAACCAUGCUGGAGGAAGACGAGCUCCAAGACUCAGCACUACUUGUAUUUGCUAAUAAACAGGAUCAGCCCGGGGCGCUUGGCGCGUCCGAAAUCGCCAAAGCACUCGACCUUUCGUCGCUCAAGGACAGAUCCUGGACAAUUGUUGCAUGUUCAGCAAUCCGCGGAGACGGCCUCACCGAGGGCCUCGACUGGCUCGUAGAUAUGAUCAAAGACGAUUAA